This is a messenger RNA of Hydra vulgaris (swiftwater hydra), 2126 nucleotides long. RefSeq names its product DNA cross-link repair 1A protein. Lineage: Eukaryota; Metazoa; Cnidaria; Hydrozoa; Anthoathecata; Hydridae. The record is from RefSeq and is a predicted model, not a curated record. Gene Ontology annotation, molecular function: 5'-3' DNA exonuclease activity; damaged DNA binding. Gene Ontology annotation, biological process: interstrand cross-link repair; double-strand break repair via nonhomologous end joining.
AAGGAAAUAUAUGCUUGGAAUGAGCUUGAACCUGGUGAGAUAGAUAUAAGAUCAACUUCUUUCAAAGGUUGCGUUGUACAAGAAUUAAGAAAAAAUGCAUCUUUAUUAAGUCAGGAACUAUAAAAUCUGAUUCUGUUUAGUUAAUUAAAAACAGAUUCUUUUUUGAUGGAAGAUUUAAAUGAAGAAAUUUCUCCGUUAAAAAGGGUCAAGAAAACAAGUCAUUAUAAAAUAGAGCUAACCGAGUUAACUGAGAUUUCCAAAAAGCAUGAAAAUAUUGGUGUAGAAUUUUGUCCAGUUUGCUCCAUAAAGUUGAAUUUUUAUAAUGUUGAUCCACAAGUUCACAUUAAUAUGUGUUUGGAUAAAGAUAUUGAUUUAGCAUCUUGUUUUGAUGAAUCAAAUCAGUUAGUUUUAAAUGAAAAAGUUAUCAGUCCUGGUUUUCAUAAUCAUGAAUUAAAAAAAGUUGUAGUUCCUACUUUGGAAUCAAGUUUUGUAAAUACAAUUGUUACUCCUACUUCUUAUCGCUCAAUAGAUAUUGUUUCUACUUCUCAAUCUCAAUUCAUAAACAAUGUUGUAACUCCUGUUAUUCAAAUACAUGACAUGGUUGAUGCUGUCACUCCUACUUGUCGAUUGCAGCACUUAAAUUACAACAAAGUGGCAGCAGUAGAUCCAAAACAACAGGUUUUCUCCCAGCUAAAGUCAAAAGACUUCAAACAAGCAAAAAUAAAUGAUUUUUUUGAGAGUGAUAAAAAACUGAAUCUACAUAAAACAAAUGAUGAAAAAACAAAUGUUGUUGUUCGCAGAUUUCAGAUAGCACCAUCUGAAACAUCUGGACCUAAUUCGCGCUUUUUUACUAAACAGAGCGUGUCAGUAAAACCAGAAAGAAGAGCUGAAAUGAAAAAAAAUUCCAGAAAAGACUGUCCAUUUUAUAAAAAAAUAUUUGUUGCUAGUAUAAGUGUUGAUGCAUUUUCUUAUGGUGAAAUCCCUGGCUGCAAAUAUUACUUAUUAAGUCAUUUUCACUCUGAUCAUUACAAAGGUUUAUCAAAAAAAUUUUCUGGAAAGGUUUACUGUUCAAAGAUAACUGCAAACUUAGUUAUAUCGCAAUUGCAUGUUUGUCAAGACAAUGUAGUAGUUUUACCUAUGAAUCAAUUAAUUCGAUUGGGUGAUGUGCAUUUAACCUUACUUGAUGCUAACCACUGUCCAGGAUCAGUUAUGUUCUUAUUUGAGUUCAAUAACAAACGAAUUUUGCAUGUUGGUGAUUUUCGAGUUCAUGAAGACAUGUUGAGAAAUGAAAAGCUUUGUAAAAUUCCUAUUAAUGAACUUUAUCUAGAUACAACAUACUGUGAUCCAACCUAUAUAUUUCCACCACAAAAUGAAAUAAUUGAUUUUGUUGUUAAAACUGCACGAAGUUUUCUCCAAAAAAAUACGAAAACUCUGAUUGUCUGUGGUACGUAUACCAUUGGGAAAGAAAGAGUUUUUUAUUCAUUAGCAAAUGAAUUAUGUUUAAAAAUUGGUGUAACAAAAGAAAAAAUGAAGAUUUUAAAGUGCUUAGAAAGUAAGGAUUUGGAGAGUAAACUUACUCUUGACUAUAAUAUUGCGCAAGUACAUGUACUCCCUUUAUUCGGAAUCAAUAUAAAAAAACUUAACGAUCAUAUGGAAGUCUAUAAAAAAUACGGAUACAAUCACAUCCUUGCUUUUAAACCUACGGGAUGGACAUACAAUGCUUCGUUUAAAACUAUCAAUGAUAUCUCUCCUGUUACUAGUGGAAAUAUUACAAUCUAUAGUGUUCCUUACAGUGAACAUAGUAGUUUUGCUGAGCUUAAAUCUUUUGUUCAAGUCAUAAGACCAAAUAAAAUUAUACCUACUGUCAACAAUGGUACUGAGGAAUCGCGUAAUAAAAUGAAUGCGUAUUUUGAGAGCUGGUUAAAAUCAACGUAAAGCUUAAUGGUUUUUAUAAAUUUAUUCCUGCAUGCAAGUUGAUAUGCUUACCCCAUUUUGUUAUUUGAUUGGUGUCGCCCGAUAAAAUUGCGUGCUUUUUAUUUUAAUAAUGCUUGGACACUGGUAUUAUUCAAUAAUAACCACAUGUAAAUAUUUAGUUACAGUAUAAAAUUUAUUGCUUGUAGUGAAAA